AUGGAUUUGUCACGAAAACUCACGAACCCAAAUCCUCAGCGCUUGCCUCCCCCAGCCCUUUUCCAGGGCCCACCAUCACACAAUGCCUCUAAUAUCUCCUUAUCCGUACCACCUGCAGCCUCGACGUUAGCAACUGCCUCUGGCAGCCAACCUCCACCACUGCAUCGAAACCGGUCACCUCGCAGCGCGGGGGGUGAAAAACUGGAAAAAUCCAGUUUGUUAUCACCUUUAAUAUCGCGCCGUCCCUCCAAUAAUGAUGUAGACGGAUCCGACGCCAUAUGGCAGGAGAUGCAGAGCGCUCUGUCAGAAGUGGAACUCAGCGCCGUGACAAGCGAGAAUGUCUUUGGUGCAAAGCACUCUGAAGCAUUGGAAGAUCUACGCAUGAAACAAUUAAAGCUUGCUCAAGCCUGGGCACGCAGUGAGGCAGACGAUGAAGUCGUGGAUCCUGGUCACAGCGGCGCCGAUAAAACCAGUGGAAAAGUCAGCUCGACGCGGGGAGGUGUUGGAGAGUCGAAUCACCAGUAUGAUACAGCAACAGAAGCUAGCGCAGGCCGCGGGGAGGUGUCGCACCACACGUUGGAUGAGGAGACCGAGAAAGACAUCCGUCUUGCGCGAAAGCGCCGUGAGGCUAAUGACCGGUACUUUGAUCGGGUCAAUCAGGGCGUUCUGGAUGUCGUUGCUAAACUGGAAGAGGUGGCCCAGGCUAUGCGCACCGUUGAACGGGAAAGCAAGGAUAUCUGGAGUGAUUCGGAGAGUGCCACGACAACUGCGCCGUCGUCAACAACUCAUACGAGUUGA
Messenger RNA from Penicillium vulpinum, 798 nucleotides. RefSeq names its product DUF5315 domain-containing protein. The transcript has a single exon. The record is from RefSeq and is a predicted model, not a curated record. The coding region runs from base 1 to 798 and encodes 265 amino acids. NCBI's taxonomy places the organism in Eukaryota, Fungi, Ascomycota, Eurotiomycetes, Eurotiales, Aspergillaceae.